AUGGAAGACUCACCGGAGUUGGCGCAACUCAUGCAUCAUCUACAGAGCAGUUCUUCUACAUCUGCACAACCUUCUUUACCAGAGUCCACUUCGACACCUGGCUUAUUGCCAAAUGGCAAAAAAACUAAAGGACGUGUCAAGAUUAAAAUGGAAUAUAUCGGGAACAAAUUGCGGCGGUACACGACGUUUAGCAAACGAAAAACGGGCAUAAUGAAGAAAGCUUACGAGUUAUCCACGUUAACGGGGACACAAGUCAUGCUACUAGUCGCAUCGGAAACCGGUCAUGUAUACACGUAUGCGACAAAGAAGCUCCAACCAAUGAUCUCUUCGGAUACUGGAAAAGCACUAAUCCAGACAUGUUUGAACGCUCCCGGAGAUGGUUCUGAUCUACAACCGAAUCGAACCGAAUUCACGUUUGAAACUGGCACCGCACCACCCAAUCCACGGAAACGACGUGCAGCUGACACACCAGAUACGACUCAGUUCGUUUCCUUGCUACCAACUAUGGUUCCGACAGCGCUGUUCAGUUCUUUUGGUGAAGAUGACUAUAAUCAAGAAGACAGUGGAGAUGACUCUGAUAGCGAAGAGCCUAGCGAGGCUGCAAAGGAAGAAGCACCUGUAGCGGAGGAGCCCAAAAAAGAUGAACAAGCGGAGCUAACGGCCAGCCUCCAACAGACGUUAAAGGAGGCGCUGAAAGCUGCUGGAACGAACCGGCUAAUGCAGCAGAAACGACGGCAAGCCAGUCCUCCACAGCCGCCCCCGAGCUCGCAACCAGCGCCAGCGCCGAACGCAAAUGCAUUUCUCGCGCCGUUCCUACUAUCAGGACUUACCGCAAAUACCUCCGCUAACGGCACGAUAUUCCAAUUACCGCAAGGUUGCGUCUAUACUACGUCGCCAAACGGCGCUGACGGUGGAGCAUCAGCCAGCAACCUGUUGAUCAACUCAACGAAAGCUGAUGACGCUGCACCGACAACAAAUCCGCUUCUUUCGUUCCCGUUUCAGUUUAAUUUCCAACAGUUGAUGGAAUCUGCCGCCCUAGGCGCUCAAAUCACCAACACAACUGAAUAA
Messenger RNA from Necator americanus (New World hookworm), 1068 nucleotides. RefSeq lists its product as uncharacterized. Gene Ontology annotation, biological process: positive regulation of transcription by RNA polymerase II. The transcript is spliced from 9 exons. The coding region runs from base 1 to 1068 and encodes 355 amino acids. The record is from RefSeq and is a predicted model, not a curated record. Gene Ontology annotation, molecular function: DNA-binding transcription factor activity, RNA polymerase II-specific; RNA polymerase II cis-regulatory region sequence-specific DNA binding; protein dimerization activity. NCBI's taxonomy places the organism in Eukaryota, Metazoa, Nematoda, Chromadorea, Rhabditida, Ancylostomatidae.